AGAAUCUGAAAGGUGCAGCCCCAUGGCCAGCGCUUCCCUUUCUGCGGUUUCCUUCUCCAGCUCAGCAAAUCCGCGUGCUCUGACAUAAUUUCCCUGCUAUCGUGGACUCAUUUUCUUUCCUUGAAACCCCGCGCGGGCCCCGCGGCCGGGGAGGAAAGGAGGGCAUGGCCGCAGGGCCGAGCACUGUGCAGAGCCCUGCAGAGCCCAGCUCCAACCCUGCUCGCAGAUCCCUCAUCCACAGCACCAUGAAGGUCUCCGCAGCCGCUCUGGUCGCUCUCCCCCUCGUGGCCGCCCGCUCCCCAUCUGAGGCCCAUUUCGAUGGUGUCCCCACCAUGUGCUGCUUCACCUACCACCAACGCCCCAUCCCACGGCACCUCAUCACCUCUGCCUGUAUCACCAGCAGCAGCUGCAGCCAGCCAGGAGUGAUCAUGAUCACGAAGAAGAAGGAGCGGUGCACAGACCCCCGGGCGGCCUGGGUGCAGGCACAUCUGCAGCACUGCCAGAGCCUGAAGAACUGAUCCUUCCCCACUGCCACCCGUGAUGCCCCUGGCGCUUCCCCAGCCCCAGGUGCAC
Molecule: messenger RNA, 573 nt
Organism: Pezoporus occidentalis (night parrot)
Lineage: Eukaryota; Metazoa; Chordata; Aves; Psittaciformes; Psittacidae
Product: C-C motif chemokine 3-like
Biological process (GO): eosinophil chemotaxis; immune response
Cellular component (GO): extracellular region
Molecular function (GO): chemokine activity
Source: RefSeq, a predicted model, not a curated record